AUGGAGAACCUUUACAAUGACAUGGAAGAAUAUGGCAAAAUAUGCCAACUGUACACCGAGAAAAAACAAAAAAGAGAAAAGAAAGCGAACAACAUUAAUGAUGUAGUAGAUGAAGACAUACUAUGGAUGUACGAAACGAAGGAAGAGAAGGAGGCCAAGGAACAGGAAGAAUAUUUAUUGGGGAAAAAAAUUGAUAUGCAAAAGUUAAUCGAACAAGAAGAAGAAGCCAAAAAGGAAAUCGUAAAACAAAAAAAUAAUGUAGACCAUUUGAAUAAAAUCAGAGAAGAUCCACUAACUAUUAUUAAAAAAAUGGAAUUUCAAAAGAAAAAAAUGAUGGAUGAACAAAAGAGACUCUUGCAGUUGCAGCGCAAUAGGGAAAUGCCCGAAGAUAAUGCGCUUAAUAGACAAAGCGGCAAAUCAGGCAACAGCUCGUCAAGUGAGGAGGACGUCGUGCGAUCAAGAGAAAAGGAGAAAGACAGGAAGAAAAGAAGGAGGGAAGAAAAAAAAAUGGAAAAAAGACGAGUGAAAAAAAGAAGGAAAGAAAAGAGUAAGGAAAAAAGGGAAAGAAAAAGAGAAAAGGAACGAAAAGAAAAAAAAAAACAUAAAAAGGAAAGGAAAGAAAGACAGGUCAACUCAGAUGCAGAGUCCGAAUCGGAAGAGGAAAGGAGAAUGAGAAAAUCGAGAAAGAGGGAUCGCGGGAGAAGUGAUGAAUCAGUCAAGGAAAGAGUUUGGGAUGCACGUCGGCAUGGGAAAAGAAGAAGAGGGGAGAGCACUGAACGCGGAAGUGAAACUGACAGCGGACGUGAUAGCGGAAUUAGAAGCGAAAGCGACAGUGGCAGUGGUCGUCAUCGUUCUAGGAUUUCAAAGUCGAAAAAGAAGAGGAAAGAAAAAAGUGACAAUGAAUAUAGCAGUGGUAGUAGAAGUGACGUUAGCAAUGGGCGAAGUGGGAAAGGAGAAAAUCAGCGGCGAAUGGAACCAGAGCGAGAGAAGCGACGGCGAUGGGAACAGCCGCGAGAAAUAGAUGAAGGUAGAGACAGGCGAAGUGAUAGCGAACGCAAAAGAAAAAGGUGGAGAAAUGAGCGCUGA
Plasmodium coatneyi is the source of this 1086-nucleotide messenger RNA. RefSeq lists its product as uncharacterized. The transcript has a single exon. The record is from RefSeq and is a predicted model, not a curated record. Lineage: Eukaryota; Apicomplexa; Aconoidasida; Haemosporida; Plasmodiidae. Bases 1 to 1086 code for a protein of 361 amino acids.